This is a messenger RNA of Pocillopora meandrina, 6800 nucleotides long. The record is from the annotation of a GenBank genome assembly. NCBI's taxonomy places the organism in Eukaryota, Metazoa, Cnidaria, Anthozoa, Scleractinia, Pocilloporidae.
AUGGACUGUGCCACACACUGGCGAAUACAGAAUAGAAGCAAUAGGAGCCUCAGGGGGUACGGUGAGGACAGUAUCAUCAAGAACGGUGGAAGAGGGGCACGAAUGAUUGGAAACUUUAUUUUGACCAAAGAUGAGAUCAUUCAUAUACUUGUUGGUCAAGAAGGGAAAAAAGGGAAGAAAAACUUAAAAAGUGCUGGAGGUGGUGGAGGUACAUUUGUUGUGAGACGAAACAACACGCCUUUAAUCAUAGCUGGAGGUGGAGGGGGAAUCAAAAAUAUGUUAGAACAACAUCCGGGAUGUGAUGCGUCCAUAAACACCACAGGGAAUGCAGGGAACAACUCGCCACUGGGAUCAGGUGGAAUAGAAGGACAAGGAGGACUUACUAAUGGUGUGAAUUCUGGUUGGUGGAGAAUUUGCUUUUUAUAAAUACUGAGAAAUUCGUUGCAUUCUACUGCCAUGCUUCACUAUCUCUAACUUAAUGAUAGAGUUAGUCGCUUAUUUGAAGGAUGUAUAAAAACCGUAAUUAUCAAAAUUCUCAAUGCUAAUUUUAGUUAUUAAUUAAGAUUUUCUUUGAUGAUUCCUUUGGAAGUGCCUCCUACAAGACUUAAGAUUCUGUUAAAUUUUGUUCUUUUCUUUUCAAAUUUCCUGCAUAUUUAUUUAAUUACCGACUUUUUUAUUACUAAGAAUCUCCAUUUAUUAAACUCCAAAUAUCAAGAACUAAAGUACAUUUCGGAACACUGUGGAUCGCCGUUUGAUCGCAAGAAAUUAAAUUUGUGGGUGCUAUUUGUAAGAGAAUCACUGAUCACUUUUUGAUUGUACUGUAGGUGGCGGUGGUGGCGGCUUCCAUAAUAAUGGACAUAAUGCAACGAACUCUGGUAAAGUAAAGGGAGAAGGAGGUUCAGGAUAUCUUCAGGGGGGAAAGGGUGGAGGGUUUGUUGGUGGGUUCGGAGGUGGCGGUGGUUUACAUUUUUCCAACAAGGGACCGGGCGGUGGUGGUGGUUACACUGGGGGAAGUGGCGGGGCUAAUGAUGAUAUUUCCUGUGGGGGAGGGGGAGGAUCUUUUAACAAUGGAACAAAUCAACAAAAUGAAUGUUGCUAUAAUAGCGCUGGUCAUGGUUGGGUAAAUAUUACAUUUCUCCGAUGAAGAGCACAUAGCAGCUGUUUUUAACGUGCACAAAAAAAGUUGUCUGUCAGUUUUUAAUAUUCUUGUGCAUUUCAAUCAUCCUAUUUCCUCGAAUAAGCACCCGGGCUCUUAUUUAAAAUUUAAACUUAAAGGGGGAAGGGGGGGGGGGGUGCUUACUAAGAAACUAUUCUAGCUGAAGCUCAUAAAGUUAUAUAUAAAGUGGAAAUAAAAAAAAAUAGGUUUUCCUCGUAUCCAAACUUUUUGAAAAAGUGAGAAAAAAGGAGGAGGACGCUUGUUUGAUAUUAUGGGGGUGGUGCCUAUUGGAGGAGGGGGCUUAUUAGGGUGUGGGUGGUUCCUCGAGGAAAUACGGUAUUACAUAUAUCUAAAAGUGAUUUUCAAUUGAUUGUGAAAGUUUCAUAUGAAAUCCCUUUUUUCCUUUGAUCAGCACAAAACUAAACUCAAUUUUUAUACGACCAGUUAGGCCCAUUAUUGGCUUUUCCGCCCUUUGGGCCGACUGAGUUUCCUCUGCCAUUGGCACUGGUUGUAAAUUAUCCUCAAAAAUAAGGGGUCUGGUUUGUGUUACGUAUAGCGUCCUUGGUUACUAUCACCAGAAUCCCCCAUUCGUGAAAUGUUAAAUUUAGUGUAACGAUUCCCAAUCAAGUGGAAAACGUUCUCAUUCACCUCUAACGGUUUCCUGCAAAAUGGAAAACCGGCACAGGGUUGAUACCGACUUGUAGAUGUGACCAUGAUCAGUGUUUGUUCCCUGAAGUAUAAAGGGGGGGGGAGGGGGGGGGGGGGGGGGGGGGAGCGUAACAAAGGACAUAUUUUACAGAUAGAGAUGACUGAAAUACAUGAAAUACGCUCGAGUUAACCGAGUUUGAGUUUGCGGCGUUAUAAAACGAGACUCAGUCAUCGUUUCAGUGGUCAGGAUGAAUAAUUCCAGAUCUGUUUCCUUUUCCAUAAUGCAGGGUAGAAGAGCAGUUAUAUAUACCAAGUUUACUUAGUUGCUAGAUUGUUAUUUUCAUGUCAACAUCCAGUAUAGUUUUCAAAAGGCACUUGUGCUCUUUCACUGAAGUGGAGGAGAAUAAUAUAAUUAGCAUAUUGAGAAAAGACGUUUGUGCUUGAUAACGACUAGAAAUUAAAUGUUUUGAAAAUUUUCAUGUUAGAAAGAGGAUCUCUCAGUUUUUAGUGUUGAUAGAAUAGUAUUUGCUCAUAACCUUAAUUUAAGUCACUAUGGUAAAUUUUGAUAACCACAGUUGAUUUUAGUCAAUAAACUGAUUUUUCUCGGUAUUUAUAGUUGUUUUGUUGUUGUUUUGUCAGAACUCUGAUUAUAGUAUUGAGAAUUCGGUAGUGUCCCAGCGAAAUUCCUUUGAAAUUGGCUAUCUUCAAAAGGUCACAACAACUAGCGAGAAGAUGAGUUACUUUCAGUCUCCUUCGCAGCCAUUCUCUGGACCUAGGAGACUGGGCGAGUUAUAACUCAGCCAAUUAGUAAUAUUCAAGUGGGCAAAAAAGCUAGCGAGAGGGUAAGGGGGGGGGGGGGGGGGCGAUUUCAAUGUUGAUCCUGCUAUGUUUGUCAAAUGUUCUGUUACUUGCUUUAGAUAACGCUGCCACAAGUUUGACGCUUAAACUAUAAACCUGGGGGUUGGGGGUGGAGCAUUUUUUACCGUAUCACCAAAAGUGACUCAAAUGGGGUCGACAACUGGCCACAGAAUAGACUGUCACGGGUAGGGGUUGGUAUAUCGCCAGGACUUCUGUUUCCUUCACUUCCAUUCCUCUUUCAGAGUGAGGCAGACGUCAGACCUAUCUCAGAACAGGUGAAACGCAGGACCUUCACGCAAACUUGUGAAACAUGGCUAUACUCGAGACGCGCAUCUUUACUAAAGGCUUUUAACUCCAGUCAUCUGAAAUAAGACCUGGCCUUUUACUUUCCUAAGGCGUUAUGUGUCAUAACUAGCUCAUGAUGACCGUUGUCCAGCAAAUUACUUUAGUGUUCAAGGCCGAGGAUUCAAACAACAAAUAAUUAAGUAACAAAUCAUGACUUUGGAAGGGUUAACCAUUUGCACGCUAGCCUGUAGUCCUUUGCACCGGCAGACGAUUUAGGCUACUGCUUGAAACCUCAAAUUGUCGAAACUCAACAUGUGAACGGCUUUUUAUUUCCAAAUUUAUAACAAACUUCGUGCUUCCCCUGCCCGCCGACACAGAAAGGACCAUAUAACGGCGGCAAUAAGGUAGCUGCCUUAUCGUAGGAGCUGUGCAGACGCUUUAAAAAAAACUUUACGACUCAGAGAAAUCCGUGAUAUUGACAGUGGUCAUGUGUUAUUUUCAGCAAAUUUUAUAAGAGCAAGAAUACUUGAAUGUUACCAAAUGUCGUCAUCACAUUGUAUUAUCUGAGUGUGAAUCCUUGAAAUUUCACAUUGCAAUAUUUAGGUAUGGAUCCUGGAAAUUUUGACACGGAAUUCCGAACAUUGAUUUAGAAAGCAACUAACUCUUUCACGUUGUAGCCUAAAUAAACUGACAAUCAUAUCAAGACAUGUAAAUUUUAGAUAUUUCAUAUUGGUUGGUAAAACCAGGUCAAAUGCAAUCUUGUAGUUGCAAGAAUUUAGGGGUCAGACAAGUAGCAAAAAAAAAAAAAAAAUCCACCAUGCCACAGGUCCGAUGGUGAGAGAAGAGAGUUGUUGGGACCCACCGACCAAACCCUAGAUCCGCCCUUGAUUGAUAUUUUUGGCUCCUAAAGGAGCCUUUUUGCGGGUCCUGCAAUGGAAGAAACGUUUAUCACCAUCACAACUUUCUGUUAUCCAGAAUUUAAAAUAAUCUCAAUUACAUAUACUCGUGACAUCAUAGAAUUAAGCUUCCUGUCACUUCAGAUUAUGUAUGUUCAUAGUCUAGUAGUUAUAAUCACAGUCGAAAAAUACACAUAAAAAUGAGAAUAAAAUAUUUACCUUUUUCAAAGAAAUUUUGGCAAAGUCUUCUGUAGGUCCGUAAUUAAAAAGUUGCAUUCUUGAGAGUCAAGCAAUUUCAGGGGAAGUCAAAAAACACUGUAAUAUUCGCUGAGAUGGUUGAGUAAGGUUAUACGAAACCUCAUCCUUGAAAUUAUCGGCAAGAGGGCUUGAAACGUCAAAUUUUCGAAAUUCAACACGUAUACGGCUUUUUAUUUCCAAAUUGAUAACAAAAUUCGUGCUUCCCCUACCCGCCGACAAAACAACAGAUUCUACUGAAAGUAAUAACUUUGCUGUCUUACCUGUUCUUGAAGUUCUUUUGUUUUAGUUAUGAUAAUUUCAAGUUUAGGUUCCAAGUCUCUCUAUUCUAUGGUGGUCGCCUGUCGUUUAUCAGGUAUCACUUCAAUGAACGAUACUCAUUUUUCUAAGACUAUAAGUUUUUGCUGAAGGGAAUCUGCUAAGCGGUCCAGGUAUCUGAAAACGGAAAGGACCAUAAGUUAUUAAUUAAAAUACAUAAACGUUUGCUCGGAAUAAAUAGAGAACGGCAGCAAUAGGAUAGUUGCCUUAUCGUAGGAGAUGUGUAGAUGCAUUUAAAAAACCUUUGCGACUUCAGAGAAAUCUGUGAUAUUGACGGUGGUCAUGUGUAAUUUUCAGCAAAUUAUAUAAGAGAAAGAAUACUUGAAUGAUACAAAAUGUCGUCAUCACACUGUAAUAUUUAAGUGUCGAUCCUGGAAAUUUUGACACAGAAAUCCGAGCACUGAUUGAGAAAGUAACUUACUCUUUUACACUGUAGCCCAAAUAAACCUUUUUUGCGGGUCCUGCAACGAUAGUAUUACAGGCUUUCCUAGAUGGAAACUUCUGGACCUAAUUUAGAUAGAUUUUUCAUGACCAUAAAGUUUCAAAAUGGGAUAAUCGUGGCUGAAAAGUUAAGGUCUUAACACAGAGAGUAAGAAAUUGAUUUAUGUAAAAUUGUGGCUAGAUAUGUUGAAAAGACAAUAAAAAAAGAAAGUCAAUAUUGAGUAUCUAUAUCUAGGAAAAUUUAGAUGUAUGUUUUCAUGUAUGUGAAAUGUCAAAAAGUAGGACCUGCAGUCCGAGCCCACUACCUGAUGUAUCAAAGCUUUCAGUGGAAAUUAGUGUUCAUAAUGAGUAUUUAUUGUAGACCCUCUAUACGCACUACCACCUCCCCGCCCCCACCCCCCAUGUUUUCAUAAGUACCUGCUUUGGCAGCCUGAAAAGAUUUGCAUACGAGUCCAUGAUAUUUUCGUGCCUCAAAAGUUUCAAAAUUGCAAAUAAGGGGCUUAUAAAAAAUCAUUCUUUUCAAUCCUGGGUGGCAUCAGCUGACAGUAAAAGCACCUGGCCCGGCUGUAUGGUGAAAUAUUAUCUUUUGUUUUUUCGUUUACUUUGUUUUAUCAAAUUAACCCUGAUGGCUUUCCGCAUGAAAAACAUUUUUGGGUACUUCCAACUUCAAGUUCUUCAAUUUCACUUGUCAAUAUGUAUUUUCUAAUUUCUUUUUUCGGGUAUGCGAGGAUCAUGUGGUUAUCAACGGUGAUAUUUAUAAAACGUUCCAACUUUAAACAAAGGAAAAGUAAUUGGGACUUCUUUAUUCUUGUGAGGUGCCACAAAGAGACCUGAAAGUUAUUUUAGGGUAUAAAAUUGUUUUCUUUGUUUUUAUAUACAUAUACUCGUGAAAGGGGAUUCAAAUAAAACAUUUGUUUAACAAAGACGAUAGUUGACAUUUUAGGAUCUAUUUCUUCUGUCACACUCAAUUAUCCCCUUAGGGAGUGCACGCUCGAGGGUAAAUUUCAGCGUUUCGCCUGUUAGUGCUUGUUAAUACACAGUAUGCAUAGAAAACGUUUGUUACAUCUUUAGAAAUAGAAAGCCAGGACAUAGAUAGCGUAUAUCGAGUUUGUCAAAAUUGCUUGACGUACCAUAGAGUUCAUAAAGUUGAGAGGCUUGUGAUUUAUAUGCGAGCGACUAAUUUUGUUUUCUUGCCCUUUUCAUAAUACGCAUAUUGGUCGAAAGCAAUCGAACAAUGUCCUUAAUUUUUGUACGGUAUUCUACCGGCAGCAGGCCCAGCAUUACGAGCCCAUCAGCAUAAGAGACGUUACUCGGUGGGUAGUUAAGAAUAAACUUAGUUGGACACCUUUAGAUGUUCUCAAUUAAUGCUCCAUGUAUGAUGGUGCAAGGAGAGCAUAGGAAGGAGCAUUAUUUAAGUUUGGGUCUGACCGCAGGAUAUUACAGCAGCUUUCUUAUCUAAACGUGAUUGACAUCGCGGCAAACUCGCCUGAUUUGCGAAGGGUUUUGUUGGCCUUUGAGGUGAUUUCUUCUGCAUGCUCUACCCAUUGGAGAUCACGGUUAUCAGUGAUGCCUAUGUCUUAUGCUUAAGGUACACACUAGAGCGAUGUCCAUCAAGGUCAACCAAGGUCAACUUAAGGAGUUUUCUUCUUAAAGAUGUGAACAGAUUUGCAUUUUGCAGCGUUGAAAGCUAUGCAGCUUGGUGAAUUCACCAAUUUCCUGGGGGUAACCAGCAAGAGUGACAACAUAUUUGCGGUUGAAAGUAGAUUCUAUGUUCAUUACCAGAGCCACUUCGAAGAUACCGUUAUGAAGAUAUACUUAUAUAUAGAUAUACUGGGUUCGGAAGAAAAUAAUCAACUUAGGAAGUCUUACUUGUUAGUGGGAUUUUCUGGAGAUUUUUGCUUCGUUAUCUUAUUCUGCCGAAUUUACAGGAAUAUUUUUUUUAA